GAAGGUACUCCAUUGCCCCAUAGGAAAGGUUUCAAGGUAUGAUUUUGACAAGUAUCUGUGAGACUUGUUCCGAAUGAGACUAAGAGACAGUUAAAUUUCAUCAGAUCAAGGUCCUCUUUCUGUACUUUGUUCCAGCAUCCUGCCUUAAAAAUUGUUUACAAUGUUAUUUUUUUUUUGGCAUCGAGAGAAAUCUAAAUGGUAUGCUUAAAAUGUUUACAGGAGUUUCAUGUAGCCAGUUGUCAUGGCAGUGAAUUACACUCGGAACAUGUCUAAUUCCAGUCUCACCAGCAUAGAGGCUCGUGAUUUGGAUGAGCGUAAAAGAUGGAAGAAGAAGACAAUCAAAGCAAGAAUCCUAAUUGGAGUUUUAACUGUUAUCUGCAGUAUACUCAUCGUGAUAUUAAUUGUAACCUAUGAGAGUGGUCAUAAAAAUACAGAAUGCACACAAAAGCAGAAUGGAAAAGCUGUCAAUAACAACAUUAUUAAGUUUGUCCACAUUUCGGAUAUACAUUAUGAUCCUUUUUAUGACAAGAAUACACCCCAAAGAUCUUUUUGCCGCCCACAACUUGCAAAUAGUACAUCAAAUUACACAGCACAAUAUGGAAGGAUUGGCUGUGAUUCACCAAUUGAUCUUGUGGAAAAUUCCUUGGAUGCCAUGCAGAAUGUAAGCAAGAUAGAGAAUGUUAGCUUCAUUUUGUUGACAGGUGACUUGUCAGGUCAUGGCAUGUGGACAUCUUAUGCUGGUCCACAUAAAGUUUUGGACAACAUUGCUGAAGUUAGUAACAAGGCACAUUCAAGAUUUCCAGAUAUUCCCAUCUUCCCAGUGGUUGGGAAUAAUGAUCUGCCUGGACAUUAUGUUUUACCAAACUCCAGUGACUGGUAUAAAGAGCUUUUGACUUCUUGGGCUCCAUUGAUUUUGUGCUCCUCAUGCCCCAAUGACAUGACAAAGCCAACUACAAGGACUGUUUUAGAAGAGAGUUUUUUAAAGGGAGGAUACUACAAUGCCAGCAUUGCAGGUGGCAAGAUUGUGUUAUUAGUCUUAAACAGCCUUUACUGGUCUGUAGAAGUGAAUCACAAUCCAGAAAUCCUUCAAAAGGCUGUCCCAGUUCUUUGCUCAUACACACAAAGACGAUUUCCGUCUUCAGCUGUCUAUGACAGAAACCGGUGACACUCAGCAAGAAGCACCGAAGUCGUUUGUGCUUCUUGCACCCGCCAUAUCUCCUGUCUACCAUAACAACCCAGCAUUUAGAGUAGUGUCGCUAGAAACAGACCAACUUGUCCUGCUGGAUUACACACAGUACUACAUGGACUUAGUCAUGGCUACAGAAUUCUCAAAUCCGAUUUGGCAACUGGACUACACUUUUAGUCAGAAGUACCCAUCAGAAAAUACGUUUCUCGACGCCAACAGAAUCUAUGAACUGAAUGAAGAACUUAUAAACCAAACUAGUAACAAGUUCUGGAAGGGAUACGUGUUCUCGCGCGAGACAAACUACCAGCCGGUGCCGUAUUCAAGAUUUCAACUUUUCUGUGCAAUGCGGCUUGUUUACAAAGAGGAUUUCAACAGAUGUAUUGAACAGUAUAAUGUCCCUGGUGGCUAGGGAAAUUUAAUGAUGUUAAAAAUGUUAGGGCAUUUUUAAGAUAAUUUAUAAUUUAUAAUUUCAUUGCCUUUUCUUUACUUCCCUCUGAAAUUGGUAAAGAAAAUUAGCGCCAUCCUCUGAACAAAUCAGAUGCAAAAUUAAUCGCAACUAGCCCAAUCGCGUUUUCCCGCACUCCGGAAAUUGGCUUGAUUUUACUUCGAGUUCUCAUUGGCUCACUCUCAUUUUCGCGCGCUCUGUGAAGUUUGCUUUUUUUUUUUUUUUUUUUAACUCGCUACGCGCUCUUUGUGGCAUUCCCCCUUGCCCUGAUUGGCCUUUGUGAUUAUUUUGUCCUUGUUUUAGAUGCUCUCUGAUGUUGAUCAAUCCCAGCUUCUUUUUAUAUUUUCACUCGAGAGAGAGAUAGGGUAAGGCUUCAAGAUUAUUAGUACUUGUUUUUGGAAAUGUUUCUUACUAACAGGAGUAAAAACACCGCCAUGGAAGGAAGUGACUGUAGUGCUUUUUUGACUGGAGCUGAUCUCAAUUCGCAAAGAGAGCACACGCUGUUUUUCUUCCUGAACAAAAUCAUGAGAUUUUUUAGCCGUAAAUUCCGGGAAACUUCGAAAGACGGAUUUCUCUAGUUUACGACUCAGUGUUUGAAUUAUAAAAAAAGAUGAUACAGUUACGAAAUGAAAUUAUACUAACUUUGCAAAUAAAAUGUACAUAUUCAAAUACUAACUUUCUAAGUAGAAUUGUGAGAUGAAACUUUCCCUUUUGAAUUGUCCAGUAAAGGAUGUUUUUAAUAAAUGAGUUAAACCUACCGCAAA
Molecule: messenger RNA, 2395 nt
Organism: Pocillopora damicornis (cauliflower coral)
Lineage: Eukaryota; Metazoa; Cnidaria; Anthozoa; Scleractinia; Pocilloporidae
Product: cyclic GMP-AMP phosphodiesterase SMPDL3A
Molecular function (GO): phosphoric diester hydrolase activity
Source: RefSeq, a predicted model, not a curated record